Molecule: messenger RNA, 2378 nt
Organism: Penaeus indicus
Lineage: Eukaryota; Metazoa; Arthropoda; Malacostraca; Decapoda; Penaeidae
Gene: Vps2
Product: charged multivesicular body protein 2a-like
Exons: 5
Coding region: 324-986 (220 amino acids)
Biological process (GO): endosome transport via multivesicular body sorting pathway; protein transport; late endosome to vacuole transport
Cellular component (GO): multivesicular body; ESCRT III complex
Source: RefSeq, a predicted model, not a curated record
ACUUGGGUAGAGAACGGACCUCCGGGAAGGGGAUCGCCAGUGACUCAUCCUCACUCUCGGUACUACAUUUUAAGACACAAAAAUAUUCCUCAAGAAAACUGAAACUGAUAGAAAUAAUAUAAAGAAAGAGAAAGAAAGAAGAAAGAAGAGAGAAAAUAGAUCCAGGGGAUAUAUAGACUAGAUAAUAGUCUAAAAAUCCUAUAAAAGAAGAAAGAAGAAGAAGACAUUCUCAUUCAUAAAAAAAAGGAAAAUCCCCUCAUUUCCUAAUUAAUUAAUUAAUUCCUGUUUAUUCAGGUCCCGUCGCGUGAGGAAGCACAUCAAGGAUGGAUUGGUUGUUUGGCCGUAAGAUGACUCCUGAGGAGAUGCUCAGGAAGAACCAGCGAGCACUAAACAAAGCCAUGCGCGAUUUGGACCGAGAGAGAGCAAAGAUGGAGCAGCAGGAAAAGAAGAUCAUUGCUGAUAUAAAGAAAUAUGCAAAGAUGGGUCAGAUGGAUGCAGUUAAAGUGAUGGCAAAAGAUUUGGUGCGGACACGUCGCUACACCAAGAAGUUCAUCAUGAUGAAAGCUCAGAUCCAAGCAGUUUCACUCAAGAUCACUUCAUUGAAGAGUCAGAAUGCCAUGGCAGGAGCUAUGAAGGGGGUUACCAAGGCCAUGAUGAGCAUGAACAAGCAACUGAAGCUUCCACAGAUCCAGCAGAUUAUGCAAGAAUUUGAAAAACAGACAGAGAUUAUGGACAUGAAGGAGGAGAUGAUGAAUGACGUCAUAGAUGAUGCCAUGGGUGAUGAAGACGAUGAAGAGGAAACAGAUGCUGUUGUAUCCCAAGUCCUGGAUGAACUAGGACUUCAGAUGACAGAAGGUCUGAGUGACCUCCCAUCAGCAGCCGGAACCAUUGGCAAUCCAACUCCUGCCAACAAGCAGUCUGUUGCAGUAGCAGACGCAGCUGACGAUGACAUACAGGCCAGACUGGACAACCUCAGGAGAGAGUAAUGCUUGAGCUCCAGAUGAAUGAGAGAAAUUUAUUAUUUUUGCUAAGUCUUCACUGAAGCUAAAAAAGUAUGGUAAUUAGUCAGGCUAAUCCUAUGAAUUACAGUGUUUGUUGUUAGUUUCUUAGAAAAUUUUUCUGUUUAAGCCUUCAGUGAAUCCCAGUAAUUUAAACUUCUUUUUAGUGGUGUAAAGAAAGGAAUCCAUAAUCACCAAUAAGACUCCAUAAAGUCUCAGGGGUAGGCUUUUGGAAAAACAGAUGAGUUUGUUUGUUUUGUAAAAUGAUAAUGUCAUUUGUCACAAAUAUUUAACUUGUAACUAUCCUUUAACCCAAUACUGACGGGUAUCAGAAAUCUAGGAGCAUCAUAAACUCUGGUGAUUUCUGGUAACAUCCUGACACUGGGUAUGGGAAUCUGCUACAUGUAGUUGAACCUCCCGCUCCACGUGCUCUGGCUUGUUGCUGCACGUACAGCCGUACCCCACAGACCAAGCAGUAUGUCAUGACGCCUGUACACAUGACCCGUCGGGAUGGGGUUAAGCAGCAGUAUUACCCAGUUAAAUGUUUUCAUCAUGAAAUAUAAUAAAUUGGUAUAUAUAAAUAAAGGGAACUUCUUUUUUAAAAUUUCAAAUUGUGCAUUAGAUAAUACACUUGCAGCCUCAGUGUAAUAACUAUGUUGUAGGACCAGGUGUGCAGAAGUUUGAGAGUGGCAGUGCUGAUUUUCCAUAUUUAGAUGAUAGCUUAUUUUAGCAAGUAAAGAAUUUCCAAGGUGCCUCAUAUUUAGGCAGCACUCUUAAGUAACCAAUCAUGAUUUACAACUACAUAUAAACUUGAAAUUUAGUUAUAAAAAUGUACCUGUCUUUUUAUCACCUUUUUUCUAUUAUAUGAGGUAUCGCUGUGUCUAGAUACUGCAAAUUAAAUAAGGAAGAAAAAAAAGGCCUCAAAAUACUUGUAACACGUGCUAGCCAAAAGAAAUUGUACUUACUAUUUACAAAUUUUGUUUGUUUAUACCACCUGUUUUAUUUGUAAUUUGUAACUACUUAAAAAGGAAAGCAUCAGUAGUUUUAUAUUUUGAUUUCCAAGGUUAGUCUGAUGACUAUUACAUACUAGAAAAUUAUAUUAUAUUAGCAUUAAGUGUAGGUUUUAUAAUGCAUGAGUGAAUUAGCAAAUAGAAUAUAGCAGUGGCUUUCUUGGCCAAGCUACCAAUAAAAUCUGGUUCAAAGGUCAAAGUUAUGGUUGUAAUUUUUUGAAAGGACUAGGUUAAGUUGAAACACUGAAGAAUAUAUAUGCUUUAAAUGUUAAUACAUAAAGAAAAUAUGAAUGAUGUGAUUGUUUGUACAUUUUUUUCAAAUUAAGUUGUUAUCACAUAGAUCAAUAAAUUUUGAAGAUUUUAUUAUAAA